Molecule: messenger RNA, 693 nt
Organism: Rotaria sp. Silwood1
Lineage: Eukaryota; Metazoa; Rotifera; Eurotatoria; Philodinida; Philodinidae
Source: the annotation of a GenBank genome assembly
AUGCCACGAUUAGAGAGAUUCGAAUUUUAUAUUUGCUCAGGCAUUUAUUUUCGUAAACAAAUUUAUCUACCAUCGAAAGAAGAUAUUCAACAUACAUUCAGAGAUUUUAAAGAUGAUCAAGUUAUUUCUUAUGUUGAUUAUUUCCAAGAAGAACCAUAUAGUCUAUGUCAUAUCUAUUUGUAUCCUGGCCAAUUAAAAUAUUACUAUACUGUAACAAAUAAUUUUCCAGGUGUCUUAUUUACAUGUGUUCGUAAAAUAUCUUUAUAUGAUGAACGUCCUUUUGAACAUGAAUUUUUUCUUCGAAUUGCUCAAUCAUUUCCAAUUUUGAAAAUACUUUCUUUAAAAAAUUCUAAGCCACAAAAUAACAAACUAUACAGAGAAUCAAAGAAUGACAAUCAAGAUUUUUCGAUCAUUAAAUAUCCUUAUCUUACUAAUCUUACACUUUACUUUGCUCAUGAUGAUUAUAUCGAAGAAUUUCUGGUUGAUACGAAAGUAUGUUUACCGGAUAAUGCUGUUCAUCUUAACAUUGAUUAUGAACAACUAAACAGAGUGACACACAAUUUUACAAGAGAUAUAACACGAAUCAAUUGUGCAAAACUGGGUUCUUUAUGUCUGAAUGGUCGUCGACUUCCUAACUAUGCAAAAGACUAUUUUCCAAUGUAUAAAUAUCGAUUAUUAUCAAUGCUUAUGUAA